AUGUCAUUAAUUCCAAAUGAAUAUAAUGAUCUAACCAGUCAUCAAAAUUGCACUAGUACUUUAUUAAAUGAGUUAAUUGAUUCAUUAAAAUUAAUAGAAAACUGUGCCAGUUGCAAAGAACUCAAAAGAAAAAAUUAUUUUGAUUUUUUUUAUAAAUCAUUAAGUAAACUAAAAAAAUUUUCAGAUAAAUUAGAAAAAGAAAAAGAUCAUAGGCCAGAUGUGCAUACAAUCUGGGAAUUAGAAAAAAAAAUUAUUGAAUUAGCAGAAGCUAAACGACAAGAGAUUAUCAAUUCAGAAAAAUAUUUGGAUCCUGAUAUAAAUACAUUAUACAACUCAUUAAAUGAAUCAUUCAACAUCAUAAUGCCAAAUGGAUACAGUGAUACUCAUCUAACCAAAAAAAAAAUUAUUGAAUUAGCAGAAGCUAAACGACAAGAAAUUAUCAAUUCAGAAAAAUAUUUGUCAGACACAAAGAAUUACAAGCAUCAUCCAGAAUCAGUUUAUACAAGCCAUCUACUAAAUGUGUCAAUAAAGCAAGCUGGAACAUCAUAUAUUUCAUCAACAGAAUUAGUUCAGCAUGGUAGAGUUAAGAUGACAAAUAAAAGAAAUUGUAAUAAAACCAAAACUGGACACAAAGUCCCACCUACUCCCACUCCAGCAAAAAAGAAAAUUGACAGAUCUUCUUCUCCUUCUGGUUCACCAACUGUUUUUUGUUCCUAUUCAACUCCUAAACUCACUGUUAAUACAUCUAUGGAAAUGAUGGAUACAAAAUCCAUCUCUUCUGACAAUACAAUCUCUCCCCAAGCCAUCAUACUAACUUCCACAACUCAAAAUCCCUUCCAUAAUGUUACAUCAAAUGUUACACUUAAUGUUGCACAUGCUGCACCAAAUGUUGCACUUAAUUUAGAUACAAACACAGAUGAUCUAAUCACCAAUGCUAACACCAACAACACUGAUGAACAGGAUUCAUCUGAUAUAGAUAUUGUUAUGGAUAAUCAAGAUCAAAAAUUAAAAAAACAUAUGCAGAAACAAUUACACCAAAAAAUAAAAAUAGAUCAACAGAUAACCAGAUAUUCAUCUCUUCUCAUCAAUCAUCCCUCACAAUGA
This is a messenger RNA of Entrophospora candida, 1104 nucleotides long. The record is from the annotation of a GenBank genome assembly. NCBI's taxonomy places the organism in Eukaryota, Fungi, Glomeromycota, Glomeromycetes, Entrophosporales, Entrophosporaceae.